AUGUUUUACGAAAAAAUAAGUUCUUGCCUACACAUACAUCACCACGAGGACCACGAACAUCACGAACACCACCAUCACCAUGAGCCUGGCAUGCCUUUUGACUUUGCUUAUACUGUCAAUGAGGACGGUAAUGAUUAUAGCCACAACGCCAUCUCUGACGGUGACAUCACUCGAGGACAAUACCGCGUCGCCCUACCCGAUGGACGUACACAGAUCGUCAAAUACACUGCUGACUGGAAGAAUGGAUUUAACGCCGAGGUUUCGUAUGAAGGCGAGGCAAGCUACCCAGACCAGCCGAACGGCAUCCGAACUGGUGGUCAGGCGUACGCCCCUCCGAGCCAAGGAGGCGGUUACCAGUAUUAG
Pieris macdunnoughi is the source of this 363-nucleotide messenger RNA. Lineage: Eukaryota; Metazoa; Arthropoda; Insecta; Lepidoptera; Pieridae. The record is from the annotation of a GenBank genome assembly.